This is a messenger RNA of Nicotiana attenuata, 5880 nucleotides long. RefSeq names its product DDT domain-containing protein PTM. The record is from RefSeq and is a predicted model, not a curated record. Lineage: Eukaryota; Viridiplantae; Streptophyta; Magnoliopsida; Solanales; Solanaceae. The transcript is spliced from 10 exons. The coding region runs from base 271 to 5367 and encodes 1698 amino acids.
UUUGGCUACUGAAGAAUCUGGACCUGGUUUUUGCCUUUUGGUUUUAGGGCUAUCAGUCUUUUUUGCAUUCAUUUCUCUCCCUUAUCUCUAUUUCAUUCUUUCAUUUCUCUCUUCUAUGGCGGUUCCUUUUCCUUAACAAGGAAAGAGCCCUAAAAUCUGAUUGAUUUUUUAAAAUAGGUUCGAUUGUCAAGACCAGCGAUUUUGAAUUUGAAGGAAAUUUAGGUUUAUGGUGUAAAUUGGAUCGGGUAUUGAGGUGGGGGUUUCCGUGGAAUGGAGGGUGGUGGUGUGGUUAGAUCAGAAAAGCGAGGGAGGAAAAGGCGAAGAAAGGAUGUACAAAAUGUGGAGGUUGAUCAAGAUGGGAAGAAAAGGGCUGCUGUUGGAUUGAGACCCAAAGCAUUGGUGGGUAGGUAUGUGAGGAAGGAUUUUGAGGGGAACGGGUUAUUUUUGGGAAAGAUUAUGUGCUAUGAUUCGGGGUUGUAUAGGGUUGAAUACGAUGAUGGAGAUUGUGAAGAUUUGGAUACCGCCGAAGUGAAAGAGGUUUUGGUUGAAGACGAUGAGUUGGUUGGUGAGUGGUUGGAUAGGAAGGAAAAGUUAAAUGAAUUGGUAGCUAGUAGGGAGGUAAAGAUUAUGGCUGAGCCGAUAAGUGCUGUAGCUGAUAAGAACGAAGAAGUGCCAGUUGCGAGUGAUUUGGGAAACGAUUGUCCUGUUGAGGUUGAGAAGAUGCAAGUAGAUGUUGAUGCUGAUUCACUGAGCAAUUCGUCUGAUGAUGAUGAGGAGCAGGAAUUAAGUUCGGAGGUGGAAAAGCCUCUUGUUCCUGCACCUGAACUGCCCCACUCUUCUGGAAAUAUUGGUGUUCCGGAGGAGUAUGUAUCACACCUUUUGUCAGUUUAUAGCUUUUUACGGAUGUUUAGUACCACGUUGUUUCUGAGUCCCUUUGGACUUGAUGAUUUUGUGGGUGCACUCAACUGUUCUGUUCCAAACUCAUUGUUGGACUCUAUUCAUGUCGCUCUUAUGCGUGUUUUGAAGCGUCAUCUUGAAAAUCUGUCAUCUGAUGGUUCCGAGCUUGCAUCAAAAUGCCUAAGGUACAUUGAUUGGAGCUUGCUUGAUACAAUGACAUGGCCUGCUUAUCUAGUUCACUAUCUGACGGGAAUGGGAUACACAGAUGAAGAUGGAUGGGAAGGUUUUUAUCCCCAUACUUUGGAGAAGGAAUACUACUCACUAUCUGCUGGCAGGAAACUCAUAGUUCUGCAGAUCUUGUGUGAUAAUGCCCUAGAUUCUGAAGAGCUAAGAGCAGAAAUUGACAUGCGCGAAGAAUCAGAGGUAGGUAUCGAUUCAGAUGCGGGUACAGUUUUAGCCCCUGUGAUUGGACCACGUAGAGUGCAUCCACGGUACUCUAAAACUUCUGCCUGCAAGGACCGAGAAGCCAUCAAGCUUAGCAAAGAAACUAAUACUAAUUCUUUGGGUUCCAAAGUUAGUGGCCAAGAUGCUUUCCGUCAUGUUGAUCAAGAUGGUAAUGGUGAUGAAUGUCGUCUCUGCGGUAUGGAUGGGACUUUACUUUGCUGUGACGGCUGUCCCGCAUCUUACCAUGCUAGGUGCAUUGGUGUUUGCAAGAUGUAUAUACCAGAAGGAGCAUGGUAUUGUCCUGAGUGCACAGUCAGUGAGCUUGAGCCUAAAAUUAUGAGGGGAACAACUCUGAGAGGAUCAGAGUUUUUUGGUGUUGAUCCCUAUGGACAAAUCUUUAUGGGUACUUGCAAUCAUCUGCUUGUGUUGAAGGCUUUAGCUGGUAUAGAGUCUAAUGUCAGAUACUACUAUGACAAAGACAUACCCAAGGUCCUGCAAGUACUUAAUGCCAACGUGCAUCAUUAUGCCUUAUAUUUGGAAAUAUGCAAAGGAAUUAUGCAGUACUGGGAAAUUCCAGUCAAUGUCAUAUUCCCUAAUGGUGAACUAUUUGAAAUUAGUGGGCAAGGAGAAGACACAACAGGUGGUCGCCUUAUGCCAUCACUUAAUUCUUUGGUUAAGGAAAGUCUUGGGGAAGAGAAUACUGUAACUUGUAUCACUGAAUUUGGUCCAGGAAGUGAUCUUCUAGGCAACUUCUCGACAGAACCUAUGCAGAAUGAGAAAUUAGAUGCAGUUUCCCAACCUGAUGGUCUUUGUCUGGCAAAUAUUGAGUCUAUAGCGAGACAGAGUAACACUCCUUUAGACUCGUUGCCAUCUGAACAAACUAAAGUGAAGCCCAUUGUAUGCACUGGUUCAGUUGACCAGCAUCUUAUUCCUUCUGAGUGGACUGAACGAGAUGGCCCAAAUUUGGCAAAGACUGCUAUAUGUACUUCAAGAAGCCCCAAUAACUACUUGGAACAAAUUAGUGGUACUUAUGCCGCUGUCACGGUGUCUCAUGGAAGAGGUUGUUUAUACAUGGGUUCAUCUUUUAAACCUCAAGGAUAUAUAAAUAGUUAUCUGCAUGGAGAUUUUGCCGCAUCUGCCGCUGCUAGUCUAGCUGUCCUUUCUUCUGAAGAAAACCAGGGUUCUGAGACUCGUGUUUCAGACAAUAGGCGGAAACAUAUGUCUGCAAAUUUCCUACUUCAAGCUAAAGCUUUCUCAUCAGUAGCAAUGCGUUUUUUCUGGCCAAAUACUGAAAAGAGACUCGUGGAAGUACCAAGGGAAAGAUGUAGUUGGUGUCUUAGUUGUAAGGCUCCUGUGGUUAGUAAGAGAGGAUGCUUGUUGAAUGCUGCAGCAUCAAAUGCCAUUAAGGGGGCUGUGAAGAUACUUAGUGGUCUACGUCCUGCUAAGGGUGGUGAUGGAAGUCUUCCUGGUAUUGCUACGUAUAUUGUAUUGAUGGAGGAGAGCUUAACUGGUUUGAUAUCUGGCGAUUUCCGAAGUGCAGCUUUCAGAAAGCAAUGGCGUAAACAGGCAGAACAAGCUACUAGUUGCAGUGUGAUAAAAUCUCUUUUGCUUGAACUUGAGGAGAAUAUCCGCUUAGUUGCAUUUUCUGUGGAGUGGACCAAGCUUGUUGAUGGUGGGUCAUCUGAAUCUUCUCUCACUCAUUCAGCUGCUGGUGCUGCUGGAUCAACUCAUAAGCGUAAACCAGGGAGACGUGGUAGGAAACCAAUGGCUGUUGUUGAAGCCGCUGCCGAUCAGUCCCAGGAUAUACUGACUGACUUCACUUGGUGGAGAGGUGGCUUGAUUUCAAAGUUUAUAUUCCAGAAAGGGACUCUACCCCGAAGGAUGGUGAAGAAAGCAGCACGUCAAGGUGGUGUUAGAAAGAUACCUGGUAUUUAUUAUGCUGAAGGGUCUGAGACCGCCAAAAGAAAUAGGCAGCUUGUUUGGCGGGCUGCAGUUGAUAUGUGUAAGACGACAUCUCAGCUUGCGCUUCAGGUGAGGUACCUAGACAUGCAUGUGAGGUGGAGUGACCUUGUUCGUCCUGAACAGAGCGUCCAAGAUGGAAAAGGUCCAGAAACAGAAGCUUCUGCUUUCAGAAAUGCUUACAUAUGCGACAAAAGAGUUGUUGAAAGUGAGAUUAGGUAUGGUGUUGCUUUUGGAAAUCAGAAGCAUCUCCCAUCUCGCGUGAUGAAGAGUAUAGUAGAAGUAGAGCAAACACAGGAUGGAAAGGAGAAAUAUUGGUUUUCUGAGUUGCGGAUUCCUUUGUAUCUAAUAAAAGAGUAUGAAGAAAAAGUGGGAAAAGAUCUGCCUUCAGCCAACAAACCCAGAAGUGCAUUUACAAAGAAAAAGCCCUUGAGGACUCCUUGUAAAGAUAUCUUUACUUAUCUAGUACUGAAGAGAGAUGGCAAUGAUAAGUGUUGUUGUGCUUCAUGUCAAGCGGAUGUGCCAUUUAGGAAUGCGGUGAAGUGCAAUACAUGCCAAGGUCUCUGUCACGAGCUGUGUACAGUUAGUUCAACAGUUGAUGGUAUAGACGAUGUUGAGUACACAAACACUUGCAAAAUGUGUUACCAAAAUAGAGCCCUUACUCGAGUUAAAUGUAGUGAUGAAUCUCCAACAAGCCCUUUACUCCUGCAAGGGCAAUACUUUCCAAAGCAAAUAUCAGCCAAGAAAGGAGUAAAUGUUGGUAAUUCUAGCCGUCUUUCAGCCUCCGUUGCCACAUUGAAGCAUUCUUCUGAUAGGAAGCAUGGUAGUUCUUCGAAUUCAACAACGAAAAAAAAGCACAAGUUGGGUGUCGUUUGGAGAAAGAAGAAUGAGGACACUGGCACUGAGUUUAGAUUAAGAAACAUUUUUCUUAAGGGCAAUCCAGACGGAGAUUUUCCCAGACUUACUUGCUACCUUUGUCGCAAGCCAUACAAUCCUGAUUUGAUGUACAUCCGCUGUGAAACGUGUACAAAUUGGUUUCAUGCUGAUGCUGUUGGGCUUGAGGAGUCGAAGGUUUCUGAAGUUGUUGGGUUCAAAUGUUCUAGAUGCCGUAGGACUAGAAUACCCAUCUGUCCUUAUUUGGAUCCAGAAAGCAAAAAGCAGUUAGAAGAAAAGAGAAUGCGGUCAAGGGCUUCAAAGAUGGAUAAUCCUGGAACGGAGUUUCACUCUGGGAUCAUCCCGGAGCGGCAUAUGGAGGAUGAGAUGUCUACUCAAGUGGUGCCCUCAAAAGAGGAAAACAUAUAUGUAGAGGACGAUAAUUCUCUUGUUUCUACUCCGGAAGAAUUCUAUGAGCAAUUCCCAGAAGCUGAUUCUGAAUGGAAUGCUGCAACCAUGUCUGUGCCAGGGCCUAAAAAGUUGCCAGUAAGGAGGCAUGUGAAGAACGAGAAUGAUUUGGAUUCUUCUUUUGCAAGCAAUCCUUCCGAUGCUGAUUUUUUUGGAGGAAACAUAAUGAUUUCUGCAGAAGAAAUACCUUCUAAUGCUGAACGGGGAACUAAACUGCCAGUAAGAAGACAUGGAGGAGUGGAGAAGAAUUCAGAUACUGAUUUCGCCAACAACUCCAUGGAAGUUGAAUUAUCAACACCUCAUGGGGUUGACUGGGAUACUUCCAGGAAUGGUUUUGAGGAAGGCAUGAUGUUUGAAUACGAUGAUCUUCACUAUGAGGACAUGGAGUUUGAACCUCAGACCUAUUUCUCUUUCAACGAAUUGCUUGCAUCUGAUGAUUGCGGCCCAUUGGACGGAUCUGCUAAUUUGACAGACAAUGUUGACACAUCAUUGGGGUUUCCAUCUGAUGGACUUUCUGAUAUGUCUUACUUUAAGCACGAGCCUGAGUUUAGCAUAGAAUCUGCUGCUGUCACUGUUCCUUGUAAGAUGUGUUCCCAUUCUGAACCAUGCCCUGAUCUUUGUUGUCAAAUGUGUGGCAUAUGGAUCCACAGUCAUUGUUCACCUUGGAUUGAGGAGUUGUUUGGAGAAGCCGGUUGGAGGUGUGGCAACUGUAGGGACUGGAGAUAGUCGAUGCUUUUAUCAUUUUGUGAUCUUACUGAUUGGAGUCAGAGGUGCAUCAGCUAGAGGGAAUGUGAUAUAUUUUGACUUCACCAAUCUAAGAGUUGGUUAACUACACAAGAUGCAGUUUUGGAUGCUAGUCUACUUGUUGCUUUGUCACAAAUAGACAAGGAAAUUGAAUUCACUUGUGAUGCCGGUAGGUAAUUAUUUUGCUAAGCAGGCGCGAGAGCACGUUCCGCAUAUUUAAGAUUCAGUGGUAGGGGCUGCUGCAAUUUUGCAACCUGGCAAAGUUCCGUCAUCCAAUUUGGGAGGUUUCAUCAUCUGCAGGUCUCUUAUUUCUUCUGAAUGAUUAUAGCUGGAUGAUAGGAAAACAAUCGUGCGCAAUAUACGUCUAGAGAUGAUUAGUGGGAGGUUGUGGUAUUUGCUCCAACCUUGGCAGAUAAGCAACUCUUUUUAGUUGGUGCUUAUCUGAUAUUUUUGACUGUAUAAAGAGGCCAUUAGUUAGGAAUUCUUUUCCUCGUA